Messenger RNA from Eremothecium gossypii ATCC 10895, 1209 nucleotides. It is a transcript of the gene PDX1, whose product is annotated as Pdx1p. Gene Ontology annotation, molecular function: dihydrolipoyllysine-residue acetyltransferase activity. The record is from RefSeq and is marked provisional. Lineage: Eukaryota; Fungi; Ascomycota; Saccharomycetes; Saccharomycetales; Saccharomycetaceae. The transcript has a single exon. Gene Ontology annotation, cellular component: pyruvate dehydrogenase complex. The coding region runs from base 1 to 1209 and encodes 402 amino acids. Gene Ontology annotation, biological process: pyruvate decarboxylation to acetyl-CoA.
AUGUUCCGGUCCCAGUUAUACAAGCAGUCAGCUAGGAUUUCCUUCCGUCGUCCAUUCCAUGGAUCUAUGGCUCCUAGGGCUAUCACUCCGUUCCAUAUGCCAGCAAUGUCGCCUACUAUGGAAAAGGGUGGUAUUGUAUCAUGGAAGUUCAAGGUUGGCGAGCCGUUCCAGGCGGGCGACGUCAUCCUGGAGGUCGAAACUGACAAGGCGCAGAUCGAUGUGGAGGCGCAAGACGAUGGUAAACUAGCUGCUAUAGUGAAGGGCGACGGCUCCAAAGAUGUAGAUGUGGGUGAAACUGUGGCGUUUCUUGCGGAAGUGGAGGAUGAUUUGUCUGCGCUGGAGAUUCCCAAGGUGGUUACCAGCGAAGCGCCCAAGGAGGCAGAAGCCAAGCCCUCUCCGAAGGUGAGUGAGCAGGCGCCGGCUCCAGCCCGCAAGACUCCUUCCAAGACGGUUUCCAAUGGGAUUUUGCAGCAAGCAGACAAGAACCAGACGUUACUUCCAUCGGUCAUAACGUUGCUACACGCCAAUGGGGUCACCGUCGAGGAAGCGUUUGCCAACAUCAAGGCGUCCGGUCCAAACGGCCGGAUACUGAAGGGUGAUGUGCUGGGUUACUUGGGGAAGAUUUCCGCAGACAGCGUUGUGAAGGUUUCCGAAUAUAUCAAGAAGUUUGAACACCUAGAUUUGAGCAACAUUGAGCUAAGGCCUGCGCAGCCACCAAAGGGCGCGGCGGACAAAAAGGCCGAGCCAAAACCUGCGCCACCUGCCUACAGAACGUUACAUGAGCGCCUCAUUUUGAAGGUACCUGAGCAUGUGUCUUUUGAGCGCUUUUCCAACGCCCUGAAACAGUACAUUCGGGAGGCUACAUAUACUGCUCAUGGCGAGGCCUUGGACAAUCCUUAUUCCGACCACUUUGAUCCAUUAUUUGAGGAGUUGUUGUCUGUCCAGCCAAGGGAACCGCGCUUUGAGGUGUCCUACGACGUGCUUCCUUUGACUGUAGUCCCAUCCUCUUCUAAGCCAAAAGAGGACAUCUUUGACAUUCUAUCUGGAAACAGUGUUGAAUCCAAGCCUGCGCCAAGCUCUAGCGAGCCAUCAGCCCACGAAUAUGCUCUCGACUUGUACCUAAAGGUUGAGAAUAAAUUCAGCGACUCGGAGACUAGGGCAGCUAGGUUUAUCGAUUAUAUCAAGGAGUUGGAUCUGUCCAGUCACUAA